AUGUUCAUCGAGUUGAAUCAUUCGAUUCCUAUGUUCGUUAAGCGACCGUAUUUUAGAAACGAAACACGGAAAGAUACUCGAAACAACAUCUGCCUGCAUCCCAAAAGUGAAGGUACUUGCAGGGGUAUAUUCCCACGCUGGUAUUACGUACCUGACUUGGACAUCUGCAAGUCGUUCGUCUACGGUGGUUGCGCAGGGAACGGCAAUAAUUUUAACAGCAAACUAGCCUGCGAAUUGAAGUGCAAACGAAGGAACUGUGGCAAGUUCCAACUACGAUUCUUCUACAACCAAGAGCUCGGUCAAUGCGAGUACUUCUUCUUCAGCGGAUGCAAUGGUAACGAGAACAACUUCAAGACUCUGGAAGCUUGCGAGAUGUUGUGCGGCGACAAGCGCGUCGUGCCGUUUGCAUUCGGUGACAACAACACCGCCGCCGCAUCAGAAGAGGAUCCCGUCGAGAAAGAGUUGCUCGGCCUGCCCAUGCCUCCGUCUAAUAAUGAGCAAACCGACUUCGUGUCUGGCUACGGCAAACCGGCCAACAUGCCAACACCAGGACCUCCAGGUUUGGUACCAAAUCCGCCUGGUUAUGCGCCCAGCAGACCGUCGGCAAAGGAUCGCGAAACGAUGAAGAUGAUCAAACUGGCCUAUGGCGCCAAGCAACCCGUCGUACCUUCGGAAGCUGUGUCAACGUGCCAGCUGAAGCCAGAACGGGGACCCUGCGGCGAUGCUGAGAGUCGAUGGUUUUGGAAUGAAACAGCAGGCAUGUGCGAAAUAUUCGAGUACUCAGGCUGUAAGGGUAAUGCGAAUAACUUCGAGACCGAAAAGGCUUGCACAGACAAGUGCGCUAAUCUGACAGCCAACGUCUGCGACCAUCCAAAAGACGAAGGACUCUGCGGCGCUACCUUUACGCGAUACUUCUACGACAAAACUAUUAACUCAUGUGUGGUGUUCAACUAUACCGGCUGUGGCGGUAAUGGAAACAAUUUUGACUCAAUACUGGAAUGCCAAAAGAUGUGCCUAAAAAUCGAUUCCUCGCUCAAGACCACGAAGGUGCCCAGUGCCACGUUGAAGACCAGCGUUACAUACACUGCCACCACCACCCCCACUGUUGCACACCUGAUCACUAAAGUGGUGCCCACCGCCAUCACGGUUGCGCCCACUGCUAGCACGGCUGCACUCACCACAAAGACAGUUGCACCGACCACUACCACGGCUGCGCCAAUUACUGCCACCGUUAGUGAAGCCCCAGAGAUAAAUGCCACUGCCAGUGUCACCUGCAAGCAAGUGAAAUGUCGUGCUCAUUGCAUGGUGAUCCGGGACAAGAAUAACUGCAAAUCAUGUUACUGUCCUCAUAGGACUACGACCCCGCCCCCUCCAUGCAAACCACUCGACGAGGAGCAGUGUUCAGAUCGUUCUUGCAUCGUUGUAACAGACGACCAAGAAUGUAAAGUUUGCCUCUGUCCUUCUGUCACAUCGGAACAGAACUUCACGACGAUCGCCACCGCGAUCCACCUUCCCGUGAUAAAGACGACAGUAACGGUUGCCGUUCCAUUGGUAGACUUCCAAACACAUCCCCAACCUUCUGGACACGUUACAACUGCUCCAACGGCAAUAACAGAAUUUCCUGAGGUGCCACAAGGCAUCAGUCCAGCAGCUGAAGACUGCGAAACGCAGUUUCAGUCUCCUCAACACAUUGCGACUGCUCCAGCGACAACAACAGAAUGCGCUGAGGCUCCAAAGGGCCCUGAUCCAGCAGCUGAAUGUUAUGAGCCACUGGACUCUGGAAAAUGCACCGGACCAUUCGUGGAGCGUUGGUGGUUCGACGGCGCUGAUUCCCAGUGCAAACCGUUUCAGUACAGCGGAUGCGGUGGUAACCGCAAUCAUUUUUUUAGUUUCGAGGAAUGUCAGAUGUAUUGCAAGAAAGCUGACAUGGCUCUCUCCUCUAAGCAGGGCGAUUCUGUUGUCGACGAGCUCUUCGAUGUGCGCAUCUCAUACUGUCUUGGUAACUAUCAGGCGUGCAUUAACGAGGCACAGAAACUGAAACCCAGAAGCGAUGAUAUCGGACUACUUGCCGACACGUUCAUCUUCCUUUCCUACAUCGCCCAGCAUAAGUACAACAUAGCUUUGGAGGAAAUCAACGAUGCCUCGCCGUUGGAACUGAAAACUAUUCGUCUUCUGGCCAAGUACCUUCAGGACUCUCGCGUUAGGUGGUUUUAA
Molecule: messenger RNA, 2214 nt
Organism: Soboliphyme baturini
Lineage: Eukaryota; Metazoa; Nematoda; Enoplea; Dioctophymatida; Soboliphymatidae
Source: the annotation of a GenBank genome assembly